AUGCGUGCCUCAUUCCUCACCGUCCUGGCCCUCAACGCCGCCUCUGGCGUGCUAGCCGCUCCCGCCGGUAGCAGCACUACUGCUGCUGCGCCAGAGAUCACCAACCUGGACGAGAUCACCAGCCUGGCUCAGGCCGCCUACGACCAGGCCCAAGAACUUGCUCAGAGCGCAGAGAAGCGCGGCAGCACUUGCAGCUGGAGCAACAUCCGCAUCCGCCGCGAGUGGAACACCUUCACCAAGAAGCAGAAGAAGGCCUACGUCGAUGCCGUCAAGUGUAUCCAGUCCAAGCCUGCCUUGACACCUUCGUCUGUGGCUCCCGGUGCCAAGACUCGCUUCGAUGACUUCGUCGCGACUCACAUCAACCAGACCCUGAGCAUCCACUACACGGGCAACUUCCUCUCGUGGCACCGGUACUUCACCUGGCUGUACGAGGAGGCGCUUCGUGAGGAGUGCGGUUACACCGGCACUCAACCCUACUGGGACUGGGCCAUCACCGCCGUCUCCGGCCUGAACACGUCUUCCAUGUUCGAUGGCAGCGACUACUCCAUGGGCAGCGACGGUGCGUACAUCCCUGGCCAGGCGGAUGUCGUCCUCGGCGCCUCCACGGGCCUGCCGCCCAUCUACCUGCCCGCCGGUUCCGGUGGCGGUUGUGUCAAGACUGGUCCCUUCAAGGAUAUGUCAGUCAACCUGGGCCCUGCGGCCCUCGACCUGCCCGGCGGCACCUCCUUGUCCGCCUCCAACCCCCUUGCGUGGAACCCUCGCUGCUUGAAGCGAGAUCUCAGCAAUGCCGUCAACACGCGAUACUCCAACGCCACCGGCAUCCUCAACAACAUCCUCAAGCCCAAGAACGUCUACGACUUCCAGAUGAUGAUGCAGGGCGUCCCCGGAGGCGGUGACAUUGGCAUCCACGGCGGUGGCCACUACUCCCUCGGCGGUGACCCCGGCCGUGAUGUCUACACCUCUCCCGGCGACCCUGCCUUCUACCUUCACCACUCCAUGAUCGACCGUGUCUGGUGGAUCUGGCAGAUGCUGAGCCCCGCCAAGCGCAUGUACAGCGACCUUGCGCUGAUGGGCACCAACACCUUCUUGGACAUCCCCGCCAGUGCCAACACCACCUUCGACGACUACGUCGAGUACGGCUGGGCUGGCGAGAAGCAGCAGAUCAAGGACCUCAUGAGCACCCUCGAUGGCCCUUUCUGCUACGUCUACUUGUAA
Messenger RNA from Ilyonectria robusta, 1215 nucleotides. RefSeq lists its product as uncharacterized. The transcript has 3 exons. Bases 1 to 1215 code for a protein of 404 amino acids. The record is from RefSeq and is a predicted model, not a curated record. NCBI's taxonomy places the organism in Eukaryota, Fungi, Ascomycota, Sordariomycetes, Hypocreales, Nectriaceae. Gene Ontology annotation, molecular function: oxidoreductase activity.